Dalotia coriaria is the source of this 1237-nucleotide messenger RNA. RefSeq names its product protein-L-isoaspartate(D-aspartate) O-methyltransferase. Gene Ontology annotation, molecular function: protein-L-isoaspartate (D-aspartate) O-methyltransferase activity. Gene Ontology annotation, cellular component: cytoplasm. The coding region runs from base 129 to 962 and encodes 277 amino acids. The record is from RefSeq and is a predicted model, not a curated record. NCBI's taxonomy places the organism in Eukaryota, Metazoa, Arthropoda, Insecta, Coleoptera, Staphylinidae. Gene Ontology annotation, biological process: protein modification process. The transcript has 5 exons.
AGUUCAAUUAUGGUUUGUUUUGAUAAAUGUAGGUCGACCACUCGGUCAAAUUCACAACCUGAAACGUACAAAACACUUCCAAAACUCUCCCUAAAUCAGUCGCCGUAAAGGCAAAACAGUACGUUUGUAUGAUCAAAUUCUUAUUGGUGUUUGCGUCAUUAAAUAUUUCAAUAAUGGCUUGGAGGUCUCAUGGUAAAUCGAACAUGGAAUUAAUACGAAAUUUACGAGCUAACGGAAUUAUUCGUAGCGAUGUUGUGGAGCAAGCUAUGCUUGCUGUUGAUAGAGCUGAUUAUUCAGAGCGCAAUCCAUACAUGGAUGCACCACAAGGAAUUGGCUAUGGUGUAACAAUUUCAGCUCCACACAUGCAUGCACAUGCACUUGAAUUACUCAAAGAUAAGCUGACACCUGGUGAAAGGGCUCUUGAUGUUGGCAGUGGUAGUGGUUACUUAACAGCUUGCAUGGCAAUGAUGUUAGGAAAAAAUGGAAUUGCAGUUGGCAUCGACCAUAUGUCCGAACUAGUUGAACUGAGUAAGAAAAAUUUAAACAAAAACAAUGGCGAUCUACUUACGAGUGGACGCAUACACCUGAAAGUUGGCGACGGCCGACUUGGUGUGCCUGACUUGGGGCCCUACAAUGCUAUUCACGUCGGUGCAGCUGCAGCAAACUUGCCGCAGGCACUUGUAGACCAGCUUAAGGUUGGGGGACGGCUAAUUGUACCCGUAGGGCCUGCUGGCGGCGACCAGCAACUCGAACAAAUUGACAAAUUACCUGAUGGAACGAUUUCGCGAAAACCUUUAAUGGGUGUUAUCUAUGUGCCACUCACAGACCAAUCGAAUCAGUGGCCGCUGAGCAGUAAACAGCGUGCAAGACGCGCUUGGCGUGUCCUUCGCAGACACAUGCUCACACAAGUUGUUUCUAAAGCAGAAGGAAAAGAGGCGAAAUCUAAACCUUUAAAUGAAUGAGAGGAUCGAAAAUGAAAGAUAAAUGCCUAAAACAUAGCGCAUGAGACUAUGAACAACGUCCGAAAAUGGAAAAUUUGCUGAAAAUAUUGUUUGAAUGACAUGAUGAAACGAAUUUAUUUUGUAAAUAUUGCGAUGGUAUAUUUAUGGAAUGACAGCUGUAAUUUAUUGUGUGGCUAUUGCUAUAUUCGUAUAUAAAAGUAUUGUGAAUAUCAAAGUAUUGGAAUGUUUUAAUUCUUAUCUUCUAUAAAAUAAAUAUAUUAUACGCGGCUAUCAAA